Bactrocera oleae (olive fruit fly) is the source of this 2129-nucleotide messenger RNA. The record is from RefSeq and is a predicted model, not a curated record. Lineage: Eukaryota; Metazoa; Arthropoda; Insecta; Diptera; Tephritidae.
GUUCAUCAAAUUGUCACACUGUUGCAUACUCCGCUGCCUGGAGUGCCAUUACGGCAGUUGUUGUUGUUGUUAGUGGCAUGUGGUUGCCGUAGCGAGUGCUGCGCUAUUUCACGUUAUCCUUGUCCGCUUUGUUUGUGGUGAACGCAAAAGGAAACAGCAAUUAAAUGCUCUCCACUUGUGGUCGACAAUACACAGACACACACACACACAAUCACACAUACAUACUGCAAAGAUGACAAUUAUACAAUUCAACAUGCAUAUAUGUACUUGUAUGUAUGCAUAGCCGUAGGAAACUUUAUUACUGCAAUCUAUUGUAGUGUUUGCUGGCGGAAAGCUGCAGUGGCACUCGAGCGCCAUACUUGGCUACAUUCAGUACACAGCACUUAGUCAGCGAGCAGUUAACGAAGCAACCGAAUUAUCAACCAACCAAACGCUCGACUUGCAAGCCUCCGAUUCAGCCUAUCAACGAGCUUGUACCUUUUGCACCUCGGAAGCAACCUCAGCCUAUCAGCAAGCUAGAGCCAGCCAACUUAUCACGCUUUUGUGGCCAACUAAGAGUAUCGGAGAGCAGUUAUGUUCUGGCCACUGCUCGCCUGUUUGCGCGACUACUGCGCUAAUUGCUCCUUGGCCGGCAUCAGCUACAUUGCCAAUAACAAAUUACAUAUUAGUGAACGCGUUUUCUGGCUCUUUUGCUUCAUAAUCUCCGCCUAUGGCUCGUACAAGCUCAUUUCAACAUUCGAACGCGACUUUGAAUUAUCAGCUGUCAGCAUUGUCUUCGAGAGUUUAACGCCGUAUGACAAAAUCUAUUUUCCCAGCGUGGCCGUGUGUGAGACAUUGGAAAAGGAUGGCACCACCCCAGCGGUGGAGCAAUAUAUUGAGAGCACUUACCCCGAAGAGUAUGACUAUGACAUAGAAAUUUUUGUCUUAAAACUAAUAUUCCCACAUGAGUACAACACCGGCAAUGCUAGAGCACAUUGUUUCGAUAAGGAGGGCACUGAGUCUGAGUGCCCACAUACCCACUACAGGGAACUAACAGAGAAGCUUCAUCAGAACUGCUCCAACGUUUUAGUAGAAUGCUCACUCGGACACAAGGCCUUCAACUGCUGUCACUACUUUGUGCCACUACUUACACCUUAUGGUUACUGUUUUCUUUUAAACUCGAGGCAAAAUAAUCAUCCCGACAGCAAAUAUUGGUUUCCGAAUGAGGUAGAGGACAAUCAUGCCACAAUGCGCCUGGUUACCGAUGUUGCAGUCGAGGUUUUCGUACUCAACAAGGAGGACAUACCUUACGCCAAUCUAGCUGGUAUUACAACAAAGGUGGCAACACCAGGCAAACAUACAGACCUUCAAAUAUCUGUGCAGGAAAUGGUUAACGACAUGGAUGUGCGCGAAGUGUCACCAGAGCAUCGCGGUUGCCGCUUCCCUGAGGAGAUCAUGCCGCGGUCAUCGUUUCGCGUCUACAGCUUCAGUGCCUGUAUUGUCGAUUGUAUUGGCGCAUUGCAAAUGCGUUACUGCAAUUGCACGAUAUUCAAUUUAAUGCCGACAGCGCGUGCCGAUGUACCCGAUUGUGAUUAUAAAGGUAUUUUAUGCUUGGAGAAGGAAACGAAGGUCGCGCCCGAUAUUAAAUUAUUGCUGCCAUGGCCGGAAAAUAAUGAAACGUGUGACUGCUUGCCGUCGUGCACUGAACACGACUUACGUGCGGUUUCCGAGUAUAGUCCGAGCAAUCAUAAAGGUAAUGACAAGCGCAGUGUUGCGAUCAGUCUGGUUGACCGGCCCACGGAGCGUUAUCGUCGCCAAGCGUUACGUACGCGUUUAGAUGUUGUGGUCAGUAUAGGCGGUAUAUUGGGACUAUUUUUAGGUGCCAGCAUUUUGAGUCUCAUUGAACUUGUUUACUAUUUUACUUUUCGGCUUUACAACAAUAUCCAAAUGAUAAGAAAUAGCGAGAGGGAGCGAAAUGGAAUAGUCCAAAAAGGAAAAGGAAAGGGUGCGAGUUUGAAAUAAAAGUUUCAAUUGAUCGAAUUUAUUUUAUCUUAAAGCAAAGAUAUAACUCAUUUUUUUAAUCCCAUGCAUUGCACGCUAAUUAUAUACUUAGUCUAGAUUAAAUAAAAACUUUAUGAAGACUCAAUAAA